AUGAAUCUUAUCAUCAAGGCAGCAGGACGGGAAACCAGGGGACCAAGGACAGAAUCAGGAAUCUACCAACCAUCGAAUCGAGGUUUUAUGGAUGACCUGACUAUGACUACCACCACACAUGUCCAAGCUAGAUGGGUUCUGUCUGCAUUGGAGGAGGUAGUCUCAUGGGCGAGGAUGAAAUUCAAGGCAAGAAAAUCAAGGUGCAUGAUAAUGAGGAAGGGACGACUGACACAACAGUUCAAGCUGAAAGUACAAGAAGCAGAGAUCCCAUCAAUUGCGGACAACCCAAUCAAGUACCUAGGAAAGUGGUUUGAUGCAUCACUGACAGAUACCAGCAACAUCAGCAGCAUGCAGAAGCAGUGGAAGGACUGGAAAGAUCCAUCAGCAGCUACCUGCGGAGGUGGCUUGGAGUCCCGCCAAGCCACAUCGUUGGUGGAGGAGUUCAAGGUAACAAAGGCCAGACUAGUGAUGGCGCUGCGAGAUUCAAAGGACGAGAAGAUAAGAAACGCAGGAAUCCAGACUAUGACAGGAAGAAAAUGGUCUGCAAGCCAGUCUGUGGAGCAGGCCGAGGGCGCUCUCAAGCACCGGGACAUCGUUGGAGCAACCUGCUCAGGCCGGCAAGGGUUGGGGAAAACCCAUUUUCAGGCGUGGGAAGGAUCAGAUGAUAAGGAGAAAAGAUCUCUGGUACAGGGAGAAAUCCGCAGAGAAGAAGAAGGGGCCAGGAAAGCAAGGGCAGUGGAAAUGGGCUCUCAAGGAGCAUGGACGAAAUGGAAGCUGCCGGAGCGAAAACUUACAUGGACAGACAUGUGGCGCUAUGAACCAUUGAGGAUCCAGUUCCUGUUGCGGCCAUAUCCUUUCGGCAUGCAAGACAGCGCAACACAGGGACGAUACCGGUGGAGACAUGACCAGGUGCUUCGGGAAUUGGCAGAUGUUCUCGAGGUGGAAAGGAAGAAGAAGAGACCACCUCGUAAGCACAAACCAUCCUUCAUCCGGUUUGUAAAAGCAGGGGAGAAGGAGACGAAAGCAACAUCAGGCAACACUGGCAUUCUGGAAGGGGCAGAGACAUGGGAGAUGAGAGUUGACCUGGGGAAGAAAUUGGUGUUUCCGGACGUCGUACAGACAACGCUACGUCCGGAUGUGGUGAUAUGGUCUGCCGAAUCCAGGCAGAUUAUAGUCAUCGAGCUGACUGUGCCCUGGGAGGAGCGGUGCGACCAGGCCAAUGAGAGAAAGAGAGCCAAGUAUACGGAGCUCAUGGAACAAUGUAGGGAGCGAGGGUGGCGUACUUGGCUGUUUCCUGUGGAGGUCGGAUGCAGAGGGUUCCCGGCACGCUCAGCCUGGAAGACAUUGCAGGCUGUGGGAUUAGUUGGAAAGACACGCAAGACGGCGGUGCGCAGGCUAGCAGAGGCUGCCGANGUACAUACAGGAUAG
Mizuhopecten yessoensis (Yesso scallop) is the source of this 1428-nucleotide messenger RNA. RefSeq lists its product as uncharacterized. The record is from RefSeq and is a predicted model, not a curated record. The coding region runs from base 1 to 1428 and encodes 475 amino acids. NCBI's taxonomy places the organism in Eukaryota, Metazoa, Mollusca, Bivalvia, Pectinida, Pectinidae. The transcript is spliced from 4 exons.